Molecule: messenger RNA, 2061 nt
Organism: Pseudozyma hubeiensis SY62
Lineage: Eukaryota; Fungi; Basidiomycota; Ustilaginomycetes; Ustilaginales; Ustilaginaceae
Exons: 2
Coding region: 1-2061 (686 amino acids)
Biological process (GO): photoreactive repair
Molecular function (GO): deoxyribodipyrimidine photo-lyase activity; damaged DNA binding; FAD binding
Source: RefSeq, a predicted model, not a curated record
AUGACACGCAACAUCCUCAUCGCACUUCUUCGCAACGACCUCCGUCUCCACGACCAUCCCAUCUUCCACCUCUGCUCCGAGCCAUCCCCUUCCAACGCAUCCUUCAAGCAACCCGUCACCCACGUCCUCCCUGUCUACGUCUGGGAUCAACGGCAUGUCGAAGUCUCCGGUUUCGCCAACCUCGAAAAGGCCGGUAAGCGAAGUGGGGGUAAAGGGUCGUCGCAGUUUGCAAAGACGCGCGAGCUCGGGAUUUGGAGGACGGGCGUCCAUCGCACCAAGUUCAUCAACGAGAGCGUGUUCGACCUGCGAGAUCGACUCCGGUCGGUGGGGAGCGACUUGGCCAUGUUUGCCGGUACACCCGAGAGCGUGGUUCCUUCGCUGGUGAACGAGAUACGCGAUAAGGGCGAUACCGUCGAGGCGGUGUAUCUUGGAAGGGAGAUUAAUACCGAGGAGGUCAAUGUACAGAAGAGGCUGGAGCGCAUCUUGCAGGAUUUGCAGUGUCCUAUCAAGAUGUUCGAGGGUAAGUCCUUGAUCCACUCGCGCGAUCUUGGCUUCCCCGUCAGCAAGCUUCCGGACGUCUUUACGCAUUUCCGCAAACAGGUCGAAGGCGAUGACAUGUUCCGACCUCCCCUUCCAGCUCCGGAGAAGCUCAAGCCCUUCGCACAGGUCUCGGUACAAGAUUCAGCAGGAGUCUACUCUUUGUCCGACAAGAAGGAUCAAGGUUUGGACAAGAAGGAAACCGUCGAGAAGCAUCUGUUGAAGCCGCUUCUCGAAGAACCGGUUCUAGGUCACGACGAACUUCUCAGCAAAGUCUUCUCUUCCACCAGCGAGAUCGACGUACCCCACUCCGCCUUCCCCUACCGCGGAGGAGAGACCGAAGCCCUCCGUCGACUCGAUCACUACUUCUCCGGCGGCAAAUCCUCCCCUGGAGCAAGCUACAAAGAAACGCGAAACCAGAUGCUCGGGGCAGAUUACUCGACCAAAUUCGCCGCCGCCCUCGCCCACGGUCUCCUCUCGCCCCGUCUGAUCGCUCAAAAAGCUACCCAGCUCGACGCUGCCACCGGAAACUCCAACAACAAGGGAGGAGGAUACUGGAUCCUCUUCGAACUUCUCUGGCGGGACUACUUCUACUUUGUCGGUUGGAAGUUCGGCUCUCACCUCUUCACCCUCGGAGGGAUCGAAGAAGAGCUUUCUCCCAAAUCCGCCUCGUCCAAGGCGUACGAGUGGAAGUCGACAUCCUCGCUCACGGACCGCAAAGACCCCUUCGUCCGGUGGUCGACCGCCAAAACCGGUGUACCGAUGAUCGACGCCAACAUGGUCGAACUCGUCCAGACCGGCUUCAUGUCCAACCGAGGUCGUCAGAACGUCGCCUCGUUUUUGACCAAAGAUCUCGGGUGGAACUGGCGUCACGGAGCCGAGUUUUUCGAGAGCUGGCUCGUCGACUACGAUCCCAACUCCAACUGGGGCAACUGGCAGUACGUCGCAGGUGUCGGCAACGAUCCUCGCAGCUCGCGACAGUUCAACCCGAUCAAACAGGGCAAGGACUACGAUGCGCAGGGAGAGUACGUCGCCACCUGGCUGCCCGUGUUGCGGGACGUCGAUGAAAAGUACAGACACCACCCCUGGACGACAAGCGGUGCAGGGUGGGAGCACAGCGCAGAGAACCACAAAACCACAUUGCAACACCAUCCGUUUCCCAUCGUGCGUGAUCGUGCUUAUCGUCUUCAACGACACCCUCUCCACUGGUGGAAAGAGUCGGUGCUGCUGUACAGAACAUCAGCCUCUGCAGCCUCGUCGUCGAACAACGCUGCGCCAGCAGAACCUCCGACUCGCUGCUCGCUGAUCCCGCACGCCAGAGCGAAUGCGCACCGACGCAGCCCACCCACUCCCGGUCACCGCGGUGUACCUCUUCGGACCUCCUUCUCAAACUGCCAAGCAGUGCUGCCGCUCAACUGCAGCAACCGCAAGCGGUUCGUUCACAUCUCCUCGUACAGGUUCACUGCCACAAAGCAAGUCGCGCAGCUGUACGUCGGAUACAGUACCCCGGAUGCUCAUCACUGA